Lithohypha guttulata is the source of this 393-nucleotide messenger RNA. RefSeq lists its product as uncharacterized. NCBI's taxonomy places the organism in Eukaryota, Fungi, Ascomycota, Eurotiomycetes, Chaetothyriales, Trichomeriaceae. The transcript is spliced from 2 exons. Bases 1 to 393 code for a protein of 130 amino acids. The record is from RefSeq and is a predicted model, not a curated record.
AUGCCGUUCAAAUGGACUCCAGAGGCGGAGCGAGAGAUGCUGUUCCAAAUCAUCAAGAGCCUUGAUAUCAAGCCGCCCCAAUCGAUGUUUGCAGACGUGGCGGCCGUGAUUGGCGGAGGCGUGAAUGCUAACGCCUGCUCACAAAGAUUCUACAAACUCAAGCGCGAAGCUGAGGCUCUGCAUGCCAAAGCAGACGAGGGAGGCGUCGGCGUACCUAAUACACCUUCCACCAAGAAGUCGGCGGCAAAGGCGAAGCCGACCCCCAAAUCGUUGGGCAAGAAACGAAAAGCUGCGAUUGCCAACGAGGACGAUGAGCCAGACGCGAUCGACACUCCUACUAAGAAACACAAAAAGGAGGAGGACGAGGACGAGGAUGGUAACAAAGAAGACUAG